Messenger RNA from Trichogramma pretiosum, 946 nucleotides. It is a transcript of the gene SdhD, whose product is annotated as succinate dehydrogenase [ubiquinone] cytochrome b small subunit, mitochondrial. The record is from RefSeq and is a predicted model, not a curated record. Gene Ontology annotation, biological process: mitochondrial electron transport, succinate to ubiquinone; tricarboxylic acid cycle. Gene Ontology annotation, cellular component: mitochondrial envelope; membrane. Gene Ontology annotation, molecular function: heme binding; ubiquinone binding. NCBI's taxonomy places the organism in Eukaryota, Metazoa, Arthropoda, Insecta, Hymenoptera, Trichogrammatidae. The coding region runs from base 171 to 746 and encodes 191 amino acids. The transcript is spliced from 4 exons.
UGAUUCGCGAUUGCAGUCUAAAUUUUCUCAUCAAACUUUUUUUUCUCCAUCCGGCUAUCGUGGAUCGAGAGUGAUUGACAUACAAAAGUAAUAACAGAGUAUAUAAUCUAAGUCAAAAGUACUUAAAAGUCAUCGAGUUAUAGAUAAGUUUGUUUAUAAAUAUCCUCAAGAUGUUGGAAAAAAUUGCAAGCCUCCGUACUUUGAGAAGCUUGAACGUUCUGUCAAAAUCGUUUGUGUCUCAAGUGAACACUACUACUGUCAGAACCUAUUCUAGUCGCCUAGUUGCUCCAACAUGCACCAGACAGAUCAGUUGUUUACCAAAGCCAAUUACCUUUAAAAAUGUUAUUACACCAUCAUCGUUACAAGUGGCAAAAAUUGUUGGUAACAACCUUAUUCAAAAGCGUUCUAUGAGCUCACAUGGAGAUCAUGUAAAUAUCUGGAAACUAGAAAGGGUGGUGUCAGCUGCUUUUGUGCCACUAUUACCACUUUGCUUAAUAUUAGAAAAUCCAAUUCUUGAUGGAGCUUUGGCCAUUUUGUCUGUGAUACAUGUUCAUUGGGGUCUAGAGGCAAUCAUUGUAGAUUAUGCAAGACCUAUUGUGGUUGGGCCAAUUGUUCCAAAAGUAUGCAUGGCUGCAUUAUAUGCGUUAUCAGCUGUCACACUUGCUGGUUUACUUGUUCUUAUUUACAAUGGACCCGGAAUAAGCAAAGCUAUUAAGCAAGGCUGGGCUAUUGGCAAAGAUAAAUAAAUUUUGUAGACCUGUUUAUAGAAUAAAUAAUUACCUAAUUCACGUUAUUUUUAAUGUCAAGCUGCAUUAAUGUUGUAAAUUAGACAAUAAACGUUUUCAUGAUAGCGGAGAUACUUAUACAGGAUGUUUUUAAUAUUAUUCUAAAUGACUUAAUUCUGUAUUGAAUUUAAACAGUAAAAUUAUACUUUUAUUCAUUUGUA